AUGCCUUCCAAAUUCUGUUUGUUAAAACUUUUCUCUAGCAGAAGCGUAAUCAAAGGAACAGAUCUCAACAAAUCUAGAAUCUGUAAGUUCUAUAGAAACUAUGCAGAUUCAACCAAAGCCGAAUCGACAUCCAAGCAAGUGAUGGUUCAAGGGACAGCUGACGACCCAGUGUUGCGCGUGCGUCGCGCCCGUCCCGCGGACAUAACGCGAGUUAUACGCUUCGUGAAAGAUAACGUGCGUCUCGCCUGGCCGGGGCUGGUCAACCAGAACUCGACGAGCAACCAUGUUGUGAUGUCAGAUUUCGUAGCUAGAACCCUAGCUCAAGGCCAUUCGAUGUUAGCUGAACAGCAAGAAGGUAAACGCGGCUGGUCACAAAUACGCGGAGUCGCCAUCAAUACCUGCGUGUGUCCUUGGGAUGCCUCGUUGUUGGAAAAGUGGGCGAAAUGUGUUCGAUGUAUACAAUCGAGGAAAAUGAUGAUGUUCACAGCUCACUGUCUGAGGGCGCCAGAAUUACAUGACAAGUAUAGAGUGCAAAACAUAUUACAGGUUAUACUAUUGGUGCCGCCUGACUCUCCCCGGUCUGCAGAAGUGGUCUACAUGCUAGCCAAAAAGUCCAUACACCGCGGGCGCGAACUUGGCUUUCCCUUGCUGCGGUUUGAUGUCACAGAUGAACCAAUAGCAAAAAUUUUGGAACAUUUGCAAUUGAAAAGGGAAUACGCAUUUAACUAUGAAGUUUUACCUGCUGAUAUAAGAGUAUAUAAAAUGGAUUUGAAUAAGGAUGAAAAACCUAGCAACGAAAAGAAGGCUACUAAAAAUAAUUGUGUCACCGUGUACACUGCUUUUCCUGGAGCUGAAAAAAUAUAA
This is a messenger RNA of Danaus chrysippus (African queen), 864 nucleotides long. The record is from the annotation of a GenBank genome assembly. Lineage: Eukaryota; Metazoa; Arthropoda; Insecta; Lepidoptera; Nymphalidae.